ACAAAGCAAGCGGCCACGCCUAAGCAACAGCGUGCAGUUGCAGACAUGUUUUGCAUUUAAGCAACGUGCUGCUUUUUAAAUGUAUAAUAGUUUAUGUCAAUUCAGAGAAUCCUGACUAAUAAGCAUCAAAGAAAAGAAUACACGUAAAAAUAUAAGACCUCGUUAAAAGUAAAAUGCUGGAGGUGUUUUUUUGAAGUUGUCAGUUAAGAGGAGGAGGGACGACACGGUGGAAACGCAGGUGGGACGGUUAAAGUGUCGAGUUACCUGGAUUUAGUUUUGCUCUGUCAGAAGAACUCGGGCUAUUAGGAAAGAAGCUCCUUUCUGAACUGCGCAGCAACAACACUCGGCUCCGUACACCGGCACGUUUUAACACAGCUUUGGGAUCACGGAGGUGGAGGUCAGGCGUCCUUCAAGCUAGAUUCAGUUACGCAGGUGUAGAUUGAUUAGGGUAGGGAGACCAGUUCAGGACCGCUCCUGGUUUUCCUGCUAAAACCCAGUGGAGGAAAAAAAAAAAAAAAAAGUGACAAAAGGCAGAAGAAGGAGAAUAUAGAGGACAGCAGCUGCUGAGGAAAGGGCCAGUGGUACGGUAUUUACCGAAAAGGACAAGUUCAUCAUGGGGGCAUCUCAGACAUCCUUUCAGGAAGCAGCGGAUAUCGACAUACCACUUAAUCCAAAUAUGCCAAAUGCUCAACAAAAACCCAUGGCGAACUCAAAACCUCAAGCAGCAAAGAUGUCAAGGACAAAGAAAAUAAUCUGGAUUCUGAUGGCAGUUGUGAUUUUGGCCAUAUUGGUCAUUGCAGGAUAUUUUAUUAAGAAGCUAAUUGAAACCCAUUACUACUACUGCACACGCUCGGCGAAGUUCAUCCCACUCGCUAAAUCCUGUGAUGGGCACGCUGAUUGCUAUGAUGCAGAGGAUGAGGCUUAUUGUACGUCAGAAUUCAAAGCAAACAGCACAUUCCCAGUGCGUCUAAUUUCCGCUGCUAGUGUCCUCCAAGUGUUCAAUGGCAAAACGUGGAGAACCGUCUGCAACGACGACUGGACCGCACAGCACACCGAGACUGCUUGCAAACAACUAGGAUACACAAAAUCCCCAACAAGCAAAAGUGUCGACGUUAGCACUUUGCAGUAUUCUUUAAAAACUGGACCAUUCGCAGCAGUCUGGAGUGGGAGUGGAAGCACACCAGUACAUCAGGCAACCACUGACCGCAGCGUGUGCCGCACUGGAUCUGUGGUCUCUUUGAAGUGCUCAGAUUGUGGACAGGUGAACAGUGUGGAUCGCAUCGUUGGUGGCGUGGAUGCCAAUAUAGAGGAUUAUCCCUGGCAAGUCAGCCUGCAUAAUGGCGGGCACAGGUGUGGAGGCUCACUGGUGUCAGCACGCUGGAUUGUCACUGCCGCCCACUGCUUCACCAAUAACAAAGAGGUGAGCCGGUGGACAGUGAUGUCAGGAGAGACAUUCAUGUCCGCAUUUGGAACCUCCUCUGUGGACAAGAUCAUAAUCCAUGAUCAAUACGAUGCAGAUAGAAACGACUACGACUUGGCAAUGAUGAGGCUGAGCAGCCCGAUCUCAGUGGGAGACAAACGCAAGCCGGUGUGUCUCCCACCUAAAGACCUCCCCGUUCCUGACAAGGCUCCUGUGGUUGUCACAGGCUGGGGAUUGCUGAGAGAAAAUGGGAAAACUGCAACUAGACUGCAAAAGGCCAAUAUCGAGAUUAUCAGUCGAAACACAUGUUCCGGUAUUUAUGGAUCCUUACUAUCGCAAAGGAUGAUCUGUGCUGGCACCUUGACGGGAGGCGUGGAUUCCUGCCAGGGCGACAGCGGAGGCCCCUUGGUGUACCUUUCCUCCUCCAGUCAGUGGAAUCUGGUGGGAGUGGUGAGCUGGGGAGAAGGCUGCGCUCGGCAAAACCGGCCUGGCGUCUACAGCAACGUGGAUGACAUGCUCAGCUGGAUCUAUGCAGUCAUUGAGAAAAACUCAUGAUGUUCCACUGUGACUGGAGCCACUACAUGGAUUUCAGGUAUUUUUACCCGAGACAGACUGUGAAGCUCAAAGUUCUUGUUUUAGCACUGCUGUAUGGAAAUAAGAGGACUUUUGGGGGAGAAGAGCGGAAUAUGCACAUUUGCUGUUAAUGAAACACUUGCAUUAUGCCUGUGCCACAGAAGUAUGGAUGCAGACAUAUUCAUUUUCGCAGAUUGUGCCAUUAUGUCUGCAUUUACCUCAGGGAACGUGUUUUUUUUUCUUUUCUUUCUGUUGCCUAAUUAAGGUUUCAAAAAGUAUUGUAGCUUUUAUUUUUUCUGUCUUUAAUCUGGAAGCACUUUUUGGCAAAACAAGCCAGUCAGAGCAGAUGCAGUGACGUGGGUUUUUAUGCAAUAAUGGAUGCUUUUAUGGUGCUGGAUUUGUGACCUUUCUCUCCACUUAACACCUAGUAAUGUAAUUGUAAAAAAUAGCAUUUCAUUGUAUCACAGUGACUCAUGUCACGUUAUGGAUUCUUUAAAAGUGCAGGUCAAAAUUUUUUGCCUUUCCAUGUAAAUUAAAUGUUGUUGCUGUUAACAUUUAUUUGGUUUUAACAUAUACUUGUAAAUAGUCUGUAAAUAUGAUAAAUUUUUUCUCACCUUGGAGGCUGUUGUGUUGAAGUGCAAAUAAAACUGGGAAAUUAACGUC
Molecule: messenger RNA, 2656 nt
Organism: Poecilia latipinna (sailfin molly)
Lineage: Eukaryota; Metazoa; Chordata; Actinopteri; Cyprinodontiformes; Poeciliidae
Gene: tmprss4a
Product: transmembrane serine protease 4a
Exons: 13
Coding region: 614-1975 (453 amino acids)
Biological process (GO): proteolysis
Cellular component (GO): membrane
Molecular function (GO): protein binding; serine-type endopeptidase activity
Source: RefSeq, a predicted model, not a curated record